AUGACCAAAGGAAAGACCAUAGAGGACAUAGUUAACGGAGCUGAAAAGCUCACGGAUGCUAAUGCUAUCAAAGCAUACUUUAUGACAAUAGUAUCAGCUCAACAAAAGGAAAUACAAAAAACAAAAUAUAUGGUAACAGAUUUUAGGACAAUACAUAAUUUUGAUGACCUGUAUGAGAAAAAAACUUCAAUCAAUGCACUUAUCGAUCCAGUGAUCAAUUGUGAAAUACUGCACCUCAAAAGGCUGCUAAAUGAUAAAAAUGAAGAAAUCAGAGCAGCAAAUCAAGCCAUGCAGGCACAAAACUAUAACCCACAAAGUGCUAUAGGAACAACAUUACUAGAAAGAUGCAAACUACUCAUCGCAGAAAAUGAACAACUUGGAAAAAUUGUAAUCGAAGGAAGGGUACAACCACUCACACUAGACCUUUAUAAAGAGAGACAGGCAAAAGAUAUACUCAAACAACAGGUUAAAGCGUUAUACCAGUACAAUGAAGAGCUGGAAACCGAAACUGAGCUAUUGACGAAAAAGGUCAAAGAAAUGAAACAAGAAAUCGCAACACUAAAAAAAAAUAAUGAAGAAAUGAAUCAAUUAAUCAAAAAGAAAAGAACACCAUCGCCAAAUUAUAAAUCAAGACAUAAUUCACCAAGUGAAAAACAAAGGGAAGAUAAACGACGAUAUGAUGAAAAGUUAAAACGAGAUGAGAAAGAUAAAAGAGAUGAAAGGACACGAAAAAUUGAUAAACAUGAAGAUGAAUGGAGAGAUAGUAAACACAGCAGCUCGAAGAAGGAUGAAAAAUAUGAUAGUGAAAAAAAAACAUCAAAAUAUGAUAACAACAAAGAUAACGAAACUAAUAAAAAAUAUGAUAACAAAAGAGAAUCAAGACAUAGUCUAACAAGAAAAGAAGAUAAAACACGCAGAAAUGAUUCAAGAUCAAGAACAUCAGCAAAACGAUAUAGAGAUGAUUCAAGGGGAAGAAUGUCACCGUAUCGCAGUAGGAGCCCGAAAUCAGUAAGGUCAUCACGAAAAUAUUAA
Messenger RNA from Babesia sp. Xinjiang, 1032 nucleotides. Its product is annotated as FKBP12-interacting protein of 37 kDa. Gene Ontology annotation, biological process: regulation of alternative mRNA splicing, via spliceosome. Bases 1 to 1032 code for a protein of 343 amino acids. The transcript has a single exon. Lineage: Eukaryota; Apicomplexa; Aconoidasida; Piroplasmida; Babesiidae. Gene Ontology annotation, cellular component: nucleus. The record is from RefSeq and is a predicted model, not a curated record.